GUAGCCCCCGCCCUGUUGGCGCCCUUGCCACCGCGCGCACCGGGGAGCACCCGGUGGAGCAGCCGAGCCGCGGCGGGACCGCGCCGGGCCGGGGGCGCGCGAGGACGCGGGGGCGCGGGCGCGAGGCCGCCCUGCGGGGCCGCGCGGAGGAGGCGCCGGAGGAGGAGCGCUGCCCGCCGGUGCCGCCGCUCUGUGCGGGUCCGGGAUCGCUGGAGCGGCCAAGCCGCGGCCUGAAACAAAGAGGCGGGCGCGGCGCGAUGGCGGACCGCAGCCUGGAGGGCAUGGCGCUGCCGCUGGAGGUGCGGGCGCGGCUGGCCGAGCUGGAGCUGGAGCUGUCGGAAGGUGACAUCACACAAAAAGGAUAUGAAAAGAAGAGGUCGAAAUUAAUUGGCGCCUACCUGCCCCAGCCUCCGACGAACGGAGCUGCGGUGGCCCGGUGUAGACUGCAGCACAGUGAAGGCGCCCCGAGGAGAACGCCACACUCCGGCCACAUCGGGGUGUGUGACAUCAGAGAAGCCGCUGGCAGGGAGCGGGUGGCCAGCACCGCGGGAAACCGGCCUCUGUUUUACUUUCGUUUCGGGGUGGAUCAAGCUUUGCCGCCAGAGCGCCGGGCUCCCGUUACUCCUUCCUCCUCCUCUCGCUAUCACCGCCGAAGGUCCUCAGGGUCAAGAGAUGAGCGCUAUCGGUCAGAUGUCCACACAGAAGCUGUUCAGGCAGCGCUUGCGAAACACAAAGAAAGGAAGAUGGCAGUGCCUAUGCCUUCCAAACGCAGGUCCUUGGUUGUGCAGACCUCGAUGGAUGCCUACACACCUCCAGAUACCUCCUCUGGUUCGGAAGAUGAAGGCUCCGUGCAGGGUGACUCCCAGGGGACGCCCACCUCCAGCCAGGGCAGCAUCAACAUGGAGCACUGGAUCAGCCAGGCCAUCCAUGGCUCCACCACCUCCACAACCUCUUCCUCAUCCACCCAGAGUGGGGGCAGCGGUGCCGCCCACAGGCUAGCCGAUGUCAUGGCCCAGACGCACAUAGAAAAUCACUCUGCACCUCCUGAUGUAACCACGUACACCUCAGAGCACUCAAUACAAAUAGAAAGGCCACAGGGCUCAACGACAUCCCGGACUGCACCAAAGUAUGGCAACGCUGAGCUCAUGGAGACUGGCGACGGAGUGCCGGUAAGUAGCCGGGUAUCAGCAAAAAUUCAACAGCUUGUCAAUACCCUCAAACGACCAAAACGACCACCAUUACGAGAAUUCUUUGUUGACGACUUUGAAGAAUUGUUAGAAGUUCAACAACCAGAUCCGAACCAGCCAAAGCCAGAGGGAGCACAGAUGUUAGCCAUGCGAGGGGAGCAGCUGGGUGUGGUUACGAAUUGGCCCCCGUCGUUAGAAGCUGCAUUACAGCGAUGGGGAACCAUCUCACCAAAGGCCCCGUGCUUGACCACGAUGGACACAAAUGGGAAACCCUUGUACAUCCUCACUUACGGCAAACUCUGGACAAGAAGUAUGAAGGUUGCUUACAACAUUCUGCAUAAAUUAGGUACAAAGCAAGAACCGAUGGUGCGACCUGGAGAUAGGGUGGCGCUGGUGUUCCCCAAUAACGACCCUGCUGCAUCCAUGGUGGCCUUCUACGGCUGCCUGCUGGCUGAGGUCGUUCCUGUGCCCAUAGAAGUCCCACUCACGAGAAAGGACGCGGGAAGCCAGCAGAUCGGCUUCCUGCUUGGCAGCUGUGGGGUUACUGUUGCCUUGACCAGCGACGCCUGCCACAAAGGACUACCGAAGAGCCCGACGGGGGAGAUACCGCAGUUCAAAGGUUGGCCAAAGCUAUUAUGGUUUGUCACGGAGUCAAAGCAUCUCUCUAAACCUCCUCGAGACUGGUUCCCACACAUCAAAGAUGCAAAUAAUGACACCGCGUAUAUCGAGUAUAAGACGUGCAAGGAUGGAAGCGUGCUCGGGGUGACCGUGACAAGGAUUGCACUGCUGACCCAUUGCCAGGCUCUGACACAGGCGUGUGGCUACACAGAAGCUGAAACAAUUGUGAACGUGUUGGAUUUCAAGAAGGACGUUGGGCUCUGGCACGGAAUCCUAACAAGCGUCAUGAACAUGAUGCACGUGAUCAGCAUCCCAUACUCAUUGAUGAAGGUGAACCCGCUCUCCUGGAUUCAGAAGGUCUGCCAGUACAAAGCAAAAGUGGCCUGUGUUAAGUCCAGGGACAUGCACUGGGCACUGGUAGCACACAGGGAUCAAAGAGACAUCAACCUCUCCUCUCUGCGGAUGCUGAUCGUGGCCGAUGGCGCCAACCCCUGGUCUAUUUCUUCCUGCGACGCAUUUCUCAAUGUCUUCCAAAGUAAAGGCCUGCGCCAGGAGGUCAUCUGUCCCUGCGCCAGCUCGCCAGAGGCGCUCACCGUGGCCAUCCGGAGGCCCACGGACGACAGCAACCAGCCCCCCGGCCGGGGCGUCCUCUCCAUGCACGGGCUGACUUACGGGGUCAUCCGGGUGGACUCGGAAGAAAAGCUGUCUGUACUCACCGUGCAGGACGUCGGCCUCGUGAUGCCCGGAGCCAUCAUGUGCUCCGUGAAGCCAGACGGGAUCCCGCAGCUGUGCAGGACAGACGAGAUCGGGGAGCUCUGUGUGUGCGCAAUUGCUACGGGCACAUCCUACUAUGGCCUCUCGGGCAUGACCAAGAACACCUUCGAGGUAUUCCCCGUGACGAGCUCGGGGGCCCCGGUCAGCGAGUAUCCCUUCGUGCGGACAGGCCUGCUGGGAUUCGUCGGUCCCGGGGGACUCGUCUUUGUGGUGGGCAAGAUGGAUGGGCUCAUGGUGGUCAGUGGGCGCAGACACAACGCCGAUGACAUCGUGGCCACAGCGCUGGCCGUCGAGCCCAUGAAGUUUGUCUACAGGGGAAGAAUAGCUGUGUUCUCAGUGACCGUGCUGCAUGACGAGAGGAUAGUGAUCGUGGCCGAGCAGCGGCCCGACUCCACGGAGGAGGACAGCUUCCAGUGGAUGAGCCGCGUGCUCCAGGCAAUCGACAGCAUCCAUCAAGUCGGGGUUUAUUGCUUGGCCUUGGUUCCUGCAAACACCCUCCCCAAAACCCCGCUCGGUGGGAUCCACUUGUCAGAAACAAAGCAGCUUUUCCUGGAGGGCUCGCUUCACCCCUGCAAUGUCCUGAUGUGCCCCCACACCUGUGUCACAAACCUGCCUAAACCUCGACAGAAGCAGCCAGAAAUCGGCCCUGCCUCCGUGAUGGUGGGGAACCUGGUCUCUGGGAAGAGGAUUGCGCAGGCCAGCGGCAGAGACCUGGGUCAGAUAGAGGACAACGACCAGGCCCGGAAGUUCCUGUUCCUGUCAGAGGUCCUGCAGUGGAGGGCCCAGACCACGCCCGACCACGUCCUGUACACGCUGCUCAACUGCAGGGGUACGAUAGCAAACUCGCUGACGUGUGUCCAGCUGCACAAGCGAGCGGAGAAGAUAGCGGUGAUGCUGAUGGAGAGAGGGCGCCUGCAAGAUGGGGACCACGUGGCUCUCGUCUACCCACCAGGAAUAGACCUUAUCGCAGCUUUUUACGGUUGCCUGUAUGCAGGCUGUGUGCCAAUUACCGUCCGCCCCCCACACCCACAGAACAUAGCAACGACGCUGCCUACCGUGAAGAUGAUUGUGGAGGUGAGUCGCUCGGCCUGUUUAAUGACAACACAACUGAUCUGUAAAUUGUUACGGUCCAGGGAGGCAGCUGCGGCCGUGGAUGUCAGGGCGUGGCCCCCCAUACUGGACACAGAUGAUUUGCCAAAGAAGCGGCCGGCCCAGAUCUACAAACCCUCCAACCCGGACACGCUGGCUUACCUGGAUUUCAGUGUGUCCACGACCGGAAUGCUAGCUGGAGUGAAGAUGUGUCACGCAGCCACCAGUGCCUUCUGCCGAUCCAUUAAGCUGCAGUGUGAGCUCUACCCCUCUAGAGAAGUGGCCAUCUGCUUGGACCCUUACUGUGGACUUGGGUUUGUCCUGUGGUGCCUCUGCAGCGUGUACUCUGGGCACCAGUCCAUCCUCAUCCCGCCUUCAGAGCUGGAAACCAACCCCGCCUUGUGGCUUCUUGCCGUCAGUCAGUACAAAGUCCGAGAUACCUUUUGCUCCUAUUCGGUGAUGGAACUCUGUACCAAGGGGCUGGGCUCACAGACAGAAUCCCUCAAGGCACGAGGACUGGACUUGUCCCGCGUGCGGACGUGUGUGGUGGUGGCAGAAGAACGGCCUCGAAUAGCACUCACCCAGUCCUUCUCAAAACUGUUCAAAGACCUGGGCCUCCAUCCGCGGGCAGUUAGCACCUCGUUUGGCUGUAGAGUGAACCUGGCCAUUUGCUUGCAGGGGACCUCAGGACCUGAUCCAACCACCGUCUACGUUGACAUGAGAGCGCUGAGGCACGACAGAGUCCGCUUGGUGGAACGAGGAUCCCCGCACAGCUUGCCGCUUAUGGAGUCAGGGAAAAUACUUCCGGGCGUUCGGAUCAUCAUCGCCAACCCAGAAACAAAAGGACCUCUGGGAGACUCACACCUGGGUGAGAUCUGGGUCCACAGUGCCCACAACGCCAGCGGCUACUUCACCAUUUAUGGAGACGAGUCCCUCCAGUCAGACCACUUCAGCUCAAGAUUAAGUUUUGGAGACACCCAGACCAUCUGGGCACGAACAGGCUACUUGGGGUUCCUGCGGAGAACUGAGCUCACAGACGCCAACGGAGAGCGCCACGACGCCCUGUACGUGGUGGGAGCCCUGGAUGAGGCCAUGGAGCUGCGCGGCAUGAGGUACCACCCCAUCGACAUCGAGACCUCUGUCAUCCGGGCCCACAAGAGCGUCACGGAGUGCGCUGUGUUCACCUGGACAAACCUGCUGGUGGUGGUGGUUGAGCUUGACGGCUCAGAGCAAGAAGCCCUGGACCUGGUCCCCUUGGUGACCAACGUGGUGCUGGAGGAGCACUACCUGGUGGUGGGCGUGGUGGUCGUGGUGGACAUCGGCGUCAUCCCCAUCAACUCGCGGGGAGAGAAGCAGCGCAUGCACCUGCGCGACGGGUUUCUGGCCGACCAGCUGGACCCCAUCUACGUGGCCUACAACAUGUAGCCCGGCCGCGGCUCCGCAGGCGUUUCUGGAGGUGGUCGCACCGUCCUCAGUGUCGCCGCGCGCGCGGCAGCAGGGCGGCGUCGCGGGAGGGAGCCGUCUCGCGGUGCUUGGAGGAGGCUGCCCGCGGCGGCCCGUUGGCGUGGGUGGAACGGACACGUGAGUUAUCACCGAGGUUUGCUCAGAAGGACCUCGCAUUUUGCCUUCAGUUCGUUGGAAAAGCCCAUUUCGAAACAUUUUUCUUCUUUUUCUUUUGUUAUUGGAUAAUAAGUGCUUUUUUCGUAAAUGUGGUAUUUCGUUAAGCCAAAAUAGCAAUUAAAAAAAUAUUCUGCCCUCCAGAUGGGUUCUUCUAAACAAUCUAUGUAGUGUGACAGAGCAUUGUUUUCUCUGUUUUACUGUGUCCUGAGAUCUUAAUGACAUGGACCUGUUACUAACUUAAGCCAUUGCUAGCUCUCAUCCUUUUAGGACAGUCUGUUGAGGUACGAGGAAACCUUCCAAAUAGCACCUUCCGAUUAAAUUUUAGCAGCUUUCUUUGUCAGAAAUGUGCUGAAGACACAGAGGCUAACACACGGCCUUUGGCAUUAGCAUAGAAUGAGAGGAAAUUAUAAAUAAGGUGUAUUUCAGCAAUUAUCUUGCAGAUAUCUUUGUACUAAACUAAAAAGAUAAAAUAAGUUAACUUCUUCAGAUGUAAUUAUGUACAAAACGUUUAAUUUAUUUUGAUCUCUUUAGAAGUAUAAAAGAGAAAAAAACAUUCAAGAAUAUUAAAGUCUUGUAAUGUUUGCUAAUAUAAAAAAGUGUUGUAUUAUCUUGCGUGGAUAGUAUCACAACAAAAAUAUAUAUAUAUGAGAUAUAAAUUCACUAAUGAGCAGAGGAGAUUUUAAAGUUUAAAACGCAGAACCUGCCACUUGCAUGGUGUCCCCUCCACGGUGUGUAGAUAGGAGAGCUGCUCUCACUUCCGCUCUGCUGAUGGGAGCGGCCCAGUUGCCAGCAGCCCCGGCCAAGCAUUUCUUCUAGAACCAGAGACCAGCAAGUGACAUGAUUGGAAACUAUCUCAAAGACGGCGAGGGGCUGUGAGGCGAGCCACGCCUGCUUUCCUCUGCUGCUGCGAGAGCCGCACCGGACAGUGUGGUCGGCGUGCGCUCACGGCCCGGCGCGCACGGGGAGGCAGGCGGCCGACAGCACUUGUUCUCUGAGCUGCAGGAAUUCGUUGCACAAUGUUUCUCAUAAUUUUUGUUAGUGUCACCCUUUUUUGGUCCUUGGUAUGAACAGGAAUGAUCCUCUGCGGUCAUUGGCACCCGGCUGCAUUGAUUCCCCUCAGAUGGCCACUGUGGGGAGUGGACAGGGUGUUCAGAACGGCAUUCGGGGGACGAUUCACACAGAGCGUCACUUCAGCCGGCUCUCCGGGGCUCCCCAGCCCGCGGGAGCAGAACCCACAGGGACCCCGCCCAAGCUGCCCGGACUCCCCCAGCGCCCCUGGCUGGAGCAAAAGCCGCACAGCUGCCUUCAUGCUGCCACCUGUGGAUCCCACGUUUCUGGUUCCCGUCUCGCUGCUGCCUCCCAGGUCUUCUCAUUCCCAGGCUCAUCUGUACACUCCUCAUUGAGUCGGCCCAUCUGUCCAGCCAGGAGGAGGCGUCAGCUCCCCUAGCGGGAUUGACUGGAUCGCUGGCCCCGGAUGGCCCUGCAGUGGCUCUCGUUGCUAGAUGUGCAUGACUAAGAUUGUUGCUGGGCAAAAUUUAGAUUCUCUUUUCAUUUUCUCGUAGGCGAUGUCUUUAUCUGCCCUUGCUGUACGCGCCAGCAGUCAGCCCUUUGCUAAAAGACAGUUUUGUUUGACUUCUGAGAUCCAAGGCUAAUUGUUUUUGUUUUUUAAAAUUUAAGUGGCGUAUUUUUUUAAAUUUGUCUGCAUGUGGGAUGCAUCCUUCCAUCACCACAAAUCAUUUGGCUUCUACGAUAUUGUUUGACUUCAUUGCUGCGUGUGAAUAUUUCUCCACAUGCUUCAGAUACACAUUCCUAUGGUCUCCGCUUCCUACGGGGAGAACUCACCACACACAGAAACAAGACAUGUCCUACACUCACCCACCUGGUUAGGAAGGGGGGUUAAGGUUUCGGGAAAGACACUGAGCAGGACACACAGCUGCAGGGUAACUCAUGAGGUCCAGCUGGGGUCGGAAGGGGCAGGGCAGGUGUCACUCCAAACACGACCCUCGCCCGCCCACAUCAGCUUCCAGGCCCGGCGGUGAGGGAGGAUGUGAAAGCGUCAGCGACAUCCUGUCACCCGUCCCCCCCCCCCCCCAUGUCGGAGUUGAGGUCCAGAGGGCGGGGGGCUUGGGUGGCAGCUCUGUUGUGCAGGGAAAAGGAAAGGAGACACUCGGCACCACCGUUUCAGCAAUAACGAAGGGUCGUUCUGCAUUAGCAAUUCACUGUAGAUAAACCUCUCAUGGGAAUGUGACAGGUGUUUGUCUUGUGACCUUGUGCUUUCGAAGUCAGACAAAACCGCGUGAUCAACUUGCACAAAGGAGGAGGGUGCACAGUGAACAUUGAAACACAGACCUAACCCACCAGGGCGGCUUCCUCAUGGUGCUUGUGUAUUAUAUAUAUCUAACCCUGCUUGACACUUUGCCCCGGGAAACCGUCCCUUUUAUCAGUUGAAUGUUAGCAGCGUUAUUUCAUAGAGUGUGAUGACUGGUUAGAGAAGUUCAUGUACUCAGCCAAUCACGGUUUCAAACAAAAUUUUUAUGUGCAAAGGACGGCAACCUUCUCGUAUGUUAAACCACCAGUAAGCUUUGUACAUCUGUGAUAACGCCUGUUUUAUAUUCAAAUGAACAAAUAAAAGCUUUUAUUUUUGUUGCUCUGAAAA
Molecule: messenger RNA, 7944 nt
Organism: Myotis daubentonii (Daubenton's bat)
Lineage: Eukaryota; Metazoa; Chordata; Mammalia; Chiroptera; Vespertilionidae
Gene: DIP2C
Product: DIP2 acetate--CoA ligase C (putative)
Source: RefSeq, a predicted model, not a curated record